CUUUUACUGGAUAACGUUUCUAGUGAGUUUUCAAAAGUUUCAAUAUGGAGCUCCAAAUGAUGUACAGUAUUUUGGGAUAUCUUUUGUUAUUAAUCACAAGUUAUAGAAAGGUUCAUGCGGCAGCAGCUUAUCGUCUUAGCGACACAUAUGAAAAGGUUGGAGAUUACAUAAGUAACGAUAGAGCUAUAACACUCAAAUCAGCUGAAUCUCCAGAUUUAGAUAUUUUAAACCACUAUAUCCACACAGUACCUGUUCAUCAUUUUGCAAGACACGGUCUUUGUAGGCAUGAGGAGGGGAGACAAUAUUUCUACAGAGCAAUGAAAUCAAAGCUAUGCCAAAUACAAGACACAUUUGUAUCCGACCUGGUUGAAAACCUAUGCAGACAUCGAGGUUCCUCUUUGGACAAAUGGGUUUCGGAAUUAUUUGACAUUGAUGGUGAUGGCAUGGUAAACCAUUUUGAGAAUCAGUUUUAUAAGGUCGAUGGAUGAAAACUGACAGAAAACUAACUAGAUGUUUCUUAAUAUUGAACGACAAAGCAAGAUGAUUUUGCUGCAAAAGACGGGAAAAUUACAGAUACAAACAUUCUAGAUAGUAUACCUGCGAGUGUUAAAAGCAUGAACAAGUUUGAUUUUAAUCAAAUAUAUGAGCAGUGCAGAAUUACUUAUACUGAACUUGAUAUGACAUGUGUAAAUGGUUGCAUUCAUUAUGUUGGUGCUUCUGGACUCAGACUUGAUGUGAUAUUAUCUUUUCUGGUUCUGGUAGAUGUAUAGUAAAAUUCUGCUUAUGGGCGUAAGGGGUGUUACAUAUUUCAUUAUAUAAUUAGCUUUCAUGAACACAUUCAAUAAAACCGAAUUUUCUAGAUUUUACUUGCUGGCGUUUUUUGCUUCAAAAUGAGUUACUCUGACACUGUGAAUAACUCAUCAAUAUAUAAUUUAUGUCGAUUUCUUACAUAAUGUAUAUACUGAAAACAGGCAUAGCCAUUUAUGUCAGUUAUCGUGUGCACUUUUCCAGUUUUUAACUGGAAUUUACUUUUUCAUUCAUCUGUAAAUAUAUGUUCUUGGUGUAGCAUU
Mercenaria mercenaria is the source of this 1070-nucleotide messenger RNA. RefSeq lists its product as uncharacterized. NCBI's taxonomy places the organism in Eukaryota, Metazoa, Mollusca, Bivalvia, Venerida, Veneridae. The record is from RefSeq and is a predicted model, not a curated record. The transcript is spliced from 4 exons. Bases 45 to 488 code for a protein of 147 amino acids.